This is a messenger RNA of Xyrauchen texanus (razorback sucker), 1272 nucleotides long. It is a transcript of the gene cnpy4, whose product is annotated as canopy FGF signaling regulator 4. Bases 93 to 746 code for a protein of 217 amino acids. Gene Ontology annotation, molecular function: signaling receptor binding. Lineage: Eukaryota; Metazoa; Chordata; Actinopteri; Cypriniformes; Catostomidae. Gene Ontology annotation, cellular component: endomembrane system. The record is from RefSeq and is a predicted model, not a curated record. The transcript has 6 exons.
UGCGCCGUUCCACCAGUCUGAACGUCUCAAAAACUAACAAAAAUUUCAAUGUGGAAACGCAUAUUGAACUAAGUUAUUAAACGGAGGUCACAAUGUACAUUUUUGCUUUUUGCUUACUCUGGAUGCUUAGCCUUGCCUCGGCAGACCAAGAAGAGCGUUUGCCAAAUAAAUGCGAGGUUUGUAAGUUACUGACGGUGGAGUUGCAGGACUCCUUGGAAAAAACUGGUCGCUCCAAGGAGGUUCUAGAGCUCGGAGAAGUUUUGGACACUGGCAAGCGCAGACGCAAAAUCAAGUACAACACCUCAGAGACACGACUCACUGAGGCUAUGGACAACAUCUGUGAAAGAAUACUGCAGUACAGAGUCCAUGCUGAGAGACCAGGAAGCCUUCGCUAUGCUAAGGGCACAAGUCAAACAAUGAGCACACUGCAGAACCUGGUGAAUAAGGGAGUGAAGGUUGAACUCGGGAUUCCUUAUGAACUGUGGGAUGAACCGUCAGUGGAGGUGGCAGACAUGAAGAGACAGUGUGAGACCAUGUUAGAAGAAUAUGAAGAGGUUGUAGAGAACUGGUACUUUAAUCAUCAAGAUGAGAGACUUGAAAGAUACUUCUGUGAAACCCAUGUCCUCAGAAACUCAGACCAAGAGUGCCUUAAAGAGGCAUGGAAAGGUGACAUGGGAAUGAAACGAUCAAAGGAGGUGAAUGAAGGAGAGGGAAGAAGGCAAACCCAUGAUACAGGAGAAUUGUGAAAGCAUAAUGAGUCAUAAUGGUUGAAGAGCGGGCCUCCAUUUGCACAAAUGUACGGAGUGAUGUGUCAUUAUAGUUGAUAAAAAUUGUUGUCCGAAACCAAGGAAACAUAAGGCAUAUGGAAAAGUAUUUAAAAAAAUUCCUAAGAGCACAGUAGCAUCAAAAGUCCUUAAAAUCGGUCUAAAAUGUUUCCAAAUCUGUUCUUCCUGCCAUAUGAGACAUGAACAGCCCUUGAUGUUUUACCUCUUUGUCCAUCCAGACAUAUGUUGAAUUGCUCUUUAUUAAUGCAGUGUUAAUACUAAUGAAGAAAUUCACUAUCUAAUGUCUCAGAGGGUUGUCUUUAGAACAGUUUUUUAAUAGACCACGUUUGUGUUUGUAUAAGUAUUUAUCCAGAAUGCACAAUCAUGUGACUUGCCUUUGCUACACCUUUUUCCAGUUUGCUGAAUUUAAAAGCAGAUGGUUUAAAGAUUUUUGUAUUUUUGGGGGGAACUUUAAUAAUGUAAUUUUUUGUCUCGAAGCAAUAUGUAU